AAGGCGCGCUACAGUACGUCGGAUACACAACGAACAAGCUAUUACAGAUAUUUUUUGUUUCUUGUUGUGAGUACUAAGUUUUUCCAUAAAAAUGGGUAACUGCUGUAUUGUUGGUGGAGUAAACAAGGCAACUGCCGUAGUGCCAACCACCACACUGGAUGGAAGCGAGCAGAACAGCCCGGUAUUUUUGUCAUUGAUGAUGUGAUGACAUGGACACGCUAGACUGCGAAAUCGAAAACUGAAGAAACAGUUUCUUCAGUCAGCAUUGUUUUGCAAUUUGAUCAUUGCUGUAUAUGCAUAAGCGAAUUAAAUUUGAAUUGAGAACAUUUCGAAUGACUUGAUGACUUAGUUAGUAUACUAACUUGCAAUGAAUAUCAGGAUUCCCCGGCAGGAGCCACGCAGCGUAUGGCGAAGUUCGAGUCCUCAAAGAAUGCGCAGAAGAAUAUCACCCAUGGUCUGGCCCAGCAGCUGCACGCGCCAGCAAAAGGGCUCCCCACGACCCGGCCUUCCGACGCGCGGCAGGACACGAAGGGAAAUUUGCUUUUGCACAUGGACAACGAAGAGAGUUAUUUCCCGAAACAGGUAAACGACGCAUCUUCCGGUACCUGCUCGCCUGAAAAUGCCGCAACUACUGCGAAUCACUUUGCCGCGCACGACCGAUGCACGACGAGCAAUGUGCUUGCCACCGCGGCGCGAACAAAUGAUGUUGAGAAAAAUGUUCCAGCUGAAAGCGAUCACAACUCCGAGAGUGACCACGACCACCAGCCGCUGCUUGACUGCAAGCCCGACCUGAUCCCAGGCGAAGAGAUGGUGCGGCAGAUGAAGCGAGGCGUCGAAACAAAGACACUGUCCAAGGUGCUGAAACGACUCAAGAGCUCGAUCGUAAUCUCCAGCACGGACCAAGAUCGGUGUGCGGAUUUUUUGCGCGAGGAAGGUCAUCUGCAGCUCGACCAGAUGGGACAAAACGAACUACAGGAGAUGAACUUUAGUAAGCAGAUCAACUUCAACGGCUCGGGUGAGAAAGACGAGGGUGAAAAUGUUGCCUACACCGCUCGCGGGAAUGCAACAGCACCCGCAACAGCCGGGGAUGAGGUGAGCCGCGACAACUCCAGUUGCACUCAGUGGUCGCAUGAUCAACCACCGGAAGAACGAGGAGCUUGUGUGGGGACGAUGGAUCAUAAGACUGCUCUGCAAAAAUCUUUUCCAAAGUUGCAGACGACCCAGACCGCCCACUUCGGUACGAGCUCGAGCCGCUUUCUCGGCGGCGAAAAUCCAAGUGGUCCAAGUUCUCCUGCGGAUGCUGGUGAAAAUAAUUCCCAGCACGGCCAAAACCUUGUUGCAGCGCUUCCGAAUGCAACUACGACAGUUCCGACAAACCCAACCAUCUCUACGCCGCUCGUCCGGGACAUUAGCUCGGAGGCGGACGCGGUGACCCCGCCCAACGGGAGCAAUUCCAACGAUGCCAAGUUUGCCACAACUUCCAGCAGUGAUGACACGAACAGCGAGUAUCGGCUGGACCGUCACACCAGUCGCAACACGUUCUGGAACGCGCGGACCACGGCAGGAGCUGGCGGUGCCCCGGGCGGGUACAACAACCUUAGCCCCCCACGAAACAGCAUCAGUCCCUCAAUCACCGGCGCGACGGCGGGCACCAGCAGAUUCCCGAAAGACUUGACGGGCACGACGAACAACUCCGUGAAAAUUUUGAAACUAGAAGUCGAAUCCGACGCGGUCCCGCUCUCCGCAGUCGGUUCCUCCUCGUCAGCGAAACACGACGACAAGAUGAACGGCGGAGAAUGUUGGGGUACUAACGGAAUAAAUAACACGGCGGGCUGGAGGUCGACGGACGGGCGCAGCGCGAGCAUGGCGUCCUCUACGGUUUCGAACGACCUGCUAAAGACCAAGAAGAACAUCAGUAGCCUGGCGUCCUCAAGUGCGACCAGCGUUGCGUCCGGAGCAGGCUGCUCGAGUACAGGAGCGGCGAAUGAUGUUAACGAUGUGCGAACAAACUACAUUAACGGCAAGGACGAGAAAAAGAUGUCGAACAUGAAUAAACACGACGCUUCUUGGAUGUUGUCCGGUGUUGAGGACAUGACGAACAACAAGGGUUCAUCGGACAACGCCAGUUCAGAAGAAAGUCACUUCGCCUUGAGCCGCCAGCGAACGACCAGCAAAGACCGCGCGGAUAGUACCAAUUUCCACGACGGUGACGAUGUGGACCACUUUCCGGCGCUGGCUUUCACGGUGACAAAGGGCAUCAGCGGGGUUUUAUGGAGUUCUCAAAUGUUACAUUCUCAACUUUGGCAUGGAUUUGUAAUGCAAGAGUGGCAAAAUUGAAAGGGGGAAGAUUGCGCCUUUUGCAUUACAGGUUUGGCGUAGAUUCUCAUGCUAUCUAGCAAGUCGCGAACUUGUCAUGCGAAGCAGCUUGAUCGUGUAGGUAUUUAUGGCUAAUUUGCAUGCCAAAUCCAUGUAACAGUUGAGAAUGUAACGUUUGAGAACGCCAUAGGUGUCGAAAGUGGGUUCGAACCAGAGCCAGUCGAACAAGAGCAUAUUACAGUGAAAAAUGCCCCCACCCCCAAUGUUGCAAUAAUUUGUGAUGCGAAGUUUCCAAAUGAAAGGCCUCUGUCAUGCAUGAAAGGAAUAUGAAUCUUUGUGAUGCAGAUUCUAGGCGUAUAUAGCAUUGCUUGCAUGACAAGCGCCGCUCUUGCUGGGAUCUUUUGCAAUGCAAAUUUUUGCUAUUCACGAUCGGAAAUCUGUGACGCUGAUAGACGCAAGAGAGCGAGUGUUUCACUUGGAAAGGUUUGCAAUACAAAUGCUCCCAAGUUCGGGGGUGGGGGCAUUUUUCACUUUGAUAGAGCAUCACCUCUGUUUUGAGCCCGGCCAAGUGCUCCGAAUGGACCGAGGAAUCGAAGGGAAUCGGAGGAGGUACGUAGUUACUACGAAAAAGGAGAUACUUCUUUUGUAGUACAUAGCUUUAUCUUUAUUGCUACACGAAAAGGCGGUGCUGGUACGCUUUAUGCGUCUCUAGAAACCGCAACGGGAAAAUCGAUUUCGACAAUCUCCGGGGCUUUACUUGGAAAAAUAGCUUUAUACGCAAUCCUCGUUGUGUACGACGUGGUGCGCCGAUCUCUACAGGGAACGUGUGAUAGUGAGAGCUACUACUACACAUUAACGGCAACCAGGUCUACCCAUCCCAGCCGGGCCGUUCGACAACAGUCCUGCGCGCGGGAAAAUGGCUGCAGCCGCACAGCAGCAGGAACCGCCACAACAAGCGGAAGCCGUGCAGAUGGAGAUCCAGCAGAAACACGAAACCCUCUCUCUUUGCCUGAACGCGUGCUACCAGGACGCGAUUCGCAACGUCAGCAACCCCAGCACCCCCGUCGAACUGGGCAUCUCGACGCCGUUGCAGUCGAUGGUGCCGUUGCAGCAGGUGUCGCUGGCGACGACCUCGAAGGACGUGCUGAGCUCCUGCUACGCGAAUGUCUUGCAGACCAUGACAAAGUGAAGACGAUGGGCGAGUCGUGGAAUAGGCGUUGCCGAGUUUUAAAGUUGAUUUUUCAAUUUUCCAGUAGAAGGAGAAACAAACACGAGUCAGAUGGGUACGUCGAUUUUGAGGAGGUAAGUAAUUCUUACGCUAGCUGUACAUCGAUCAACAUCAAGCCGCAGCGCUCAUAUGUAGCAUCGACGGAGUGAUCGUCAUCGAACGCCGCAUUUUUAAACAGGCAAGCAAGACGAGAAGACUCUGCCCCUUCCGGUCUUAUCAUGUCAUCUUUUCCUAGAAAUAUAAACAACAUGACCGAGGACCGCAUGAUGCUUUAGACAAGAGCCGUUUUUUCAUCUUCUUGGGCCCGUCUCGUAACGGCAACAGAAACGGCGUUCUGACACCUGACCGCGAACGCCGCUUGAGGCGUCUCGCUCGAGGGUGGAAGCUUUUGCUGCAGUCUUCAUGUGUAUGCAAAUUACGUUUUUUUUCAACAAUGCCUUUCAUCUUCUUUUGCCGCUUUCGAUUGUUUCCCUUUCGAUUCGUCUCCUGGCAAGGUGAAUAGUUGUAGUGCUGCAGUUAAGUAGUUCUCAUUCGUUUGAAUGAUGCUUGUUCUCAUAUAACUUGUGUUGGCUUUGGCAUGAGCACGAGCACAUAUGUGUUGUGUAAGAUGAUAAAAAUGCAUACAGUUUAUGUCUGAAAUACGAAGCAUAUUUAUGAAUGUUUCUUCUCGCAUACGUUUCUGUUCACCUUCAGGCUGUUUAGCUAAUUUUUCCAUAAAUAAUGAAGAUGACGGCAUGGGCAUGGCGACGACAAGUCAAACUCCACCAGUGUAUAAUUUUUCGAAAAUGGCAAAGAUUCGGACAACACUUUACAGACCGCAAAAUUUAGUGUGUGUAGAUCCGUGCAUAGCUAGAUUCAAAAGAUCGUCUGAACUGUAUAUUGGAGACAAGAAGGUAUUUAAUUGGUUCUCGCGCACUGUUUCUGUUGGUCGCCGCUACGGC
This is a messenger RNA of Amoebophrya sp. A120, 4485 nucleotides long. The record is from the annotation of a GenBank genome assembly. Lineage: Eukaryota; Dinophyceae; Syndiniales; Amoebophryaceae.